AUGGAGGGUAUUAAACUAGAUUUGACGAUUUUAGAAUCGCGUAUGCUUGCCGCAGUGUCUGAAAACGAGCAUGAGUCGGAUAUUAUCUCGCUAAGAGUAAAACUAGUAGAUAUGGAAGCCGUUGUACAUAAUCAAGACGAAAUUAUUUCCCGACUUAGCGAAGAAAAUCUAUCCUUUAGGUCAAGGUUAUUGAACCUUGAAAAAUUAGUGCAUUUCAUGUCCCAAGAGUAUCGGAACAAAAGCAGUGGAGCGAUUAACCUAUCUAAUAUUUCAAAAGAACCCUCAACGCGUAACCGCAAGCAAUCUAUUAAUUUGAAUAAAAACAGUUUCAGUUCACCUCGAAAUAUCGAUAACAAUCUACCUCACGAUAACCAACAAUAUGUUAGUCCGUCCGUAAGUAAUAUUGAUUUUACGACAGACGUGCCCCAGCCUAAUUCUCAAACUAAACAGAAAGUAGAUCUUACGGCAGACGAUCGUAUGGCAGACGAGUCCCAGCCUAAUCCCCUAAUUAAACAGAAAGCAGAUCUUACGGCAGACGAGCCUCUGCCAAACCCUUUAAUCGCCCAGAAUUAA
Paramuricea clavata is the source of this 573-nucleotide messenger RNA. Lineage: Eukaryota; Metazoa; Cnidaria; Anthozoa; Malacalcyonacea; Plexauridae. The record is from the annotation of a GenBank genome assembly.